CUUCCCUCCUAUCCUCAUCACUACUCAAGAAGUAAACCACCCGUUAAGGUUGAGCUAUGACUCUGUAGCCUGUGGAUCUCUAUACGUCGUCUCUGGUUCAUAGACUUUACCGACCCGUGUGAGAUCUUUUUAUUCAAGUGUGCACGCUUAGAAUCGGGAGACGCUGGAUCUUGGGAAAGCGGUUAUCUGGCUUCAUUGCGAAGAGGGGUGGCUGAAAAAAGGACCAAGCUAAAUCGGGCGUGGUGGCAGAAAAUAGUUGUAUUUUUGUUUGGAGAACUUUAAGUACAAUCCAAGAUGUCUCUGUCGGUACCGCAGAACGGAAUCAAGUCUGACAACGAACCCGUCAUCGAGCUCUUUGUCAAGGCGGGCAGUGAUGGGGAAAGCAUCGGGAACUGCCCCUUCUCCCAGAGGCUCUUCAUGAUCCUGUGGCUGAAGGGAGUGGUCUUCAACGUCACCACAGUGGACCUAAAGAGGAAGCCGGCAGACCUCCAGAAUCUGGCCCCAGGCACGCACCCGCCCUUCAUCACCUUCAACGGCGAGGUUAAGACGGACGUCAACAAGAUUGAGGAGUUCCUGGAAGACGUCCUCAGCCCACCCAAGUUCACUAAGCUCAGCCCGAGGCACCCUGAGUCGAACACAGCUGGGAUGGACAUCUUCGCCAAGUUUUCAGCCUUCAUUAAGAACUCCAAACCAGACGGCAACGAGGUUCUGGAGCGUGGUCUUCUGAAGACCCUGCAGAAGCUGGAUGAGUACCUGCGCUCACCGCUACCCGACGAGAUCGACCAUAACAGCAUCGAGGACGUCAAGGACUCCAGCCGCAUGUUCCUGGACGGAGACGAGAUGACCCUAGCGGACUGCAACCUGCUCCCCAAGUUGCACAUAGUCAAGGUGGUGGCCAAGAAGUACCGGGGCUUCGACAUCCCCAAGCAGAUGACGUCCAUCUGGAAGUACCUGAACAACGCCUACGCCCGCGAGGAGUUCACCAACACCUGCCCCAGCGACAACGAGAUCGAGAUCGCCUACGGAGACGUAGCCAAGAGGCUGGUCAAAUAAACCCCCAACCCCACUCCUACAGC
This is a messenger RNA of Gadus chalcogrammus (walleye pollock), 1076 nucleotides long. It is a transcript of the gene clic4, whose product is annotated as chloride intracellular channel 4. Bases 295 to 1053 code for a protein of 252 amino acids. The transcript has 6 exons. Lineage: Eukaryota; Metazoa; Chordata; Actinopteri; Gadiformes; Gadidae. The record is from RefSeq and is a predicted model, not a curated record.